Paramisgurnus dabryanus is the source of this 2183-nucleotide messenger RNA. RefSeq names its product ATPase Na+/K+ transporting subunit beta 2b (gene atp1b2b). Gene Ontology annotation, molecular function: ATPase activator activity. Gene Ontology annotation, biological process: sodium ion export across plasma membrane; potassium ion import across plasma membrane; intracellular sodium ion homeostasis. Gene Ontology annotation, cellular component: sodium:potassium-exchanging ATPase complex. The record is from RefSeq and is a predicted model, not a curated record. Lineage: Eukaryota; Metazoa; Chordata; Actinopteri; Cypriniformes; Cobitidae.
CGCACUGCAUUGGUGGGUGGGCAGAUCGCCGGCUUUACAGAGACAGCAAAUCAACCUCUGUUGCAUGCAAACCGUGUUUGACGAGAUCUACGCACUCAAAUCACCUUAUCACCUUUUGCUAUAGUUCUCGUUUGAGUGCACAUGUUCCUUUAGAGUGCCUUGCGAAACGCUUUUUAUUUUGUCUUUUAUUAGAACGCGUUACGCUGAAACGCUUUAUCCUGUUCUCCACAAAAUUUAAGGCUUGAAUAGCUCCCAUUCCCAACAUUUUAUUACUCUCAAAGAGAGUGUUAGCCCCGAGGUGUCGACUCUGUGAGUGCAUAUUUAUUUCGUUCAGAGAAAAUGGCAAAAGAUGAUAAGAAAGACGGAUGGAAGGAGUUUUUCUGGAACCCUAGAACCCGUGAGUUCUGCGGCAGGACCGCCGGCAGUUGGGGUCUGAUCCUGUUGUUUUAUCUGGCUUUCUACAUUUUCCUGGCUGGCUUAUUUACUCUCACCAUGUACGUAAUGCUGCAGACACUUGAUGACUAUAAACCAACAUACCAGGACAGACUUGCAACUCCAGGCAUGAUGAUCAGGCCUAAAGGUGAUGAACUGGAGCUUGCUUACACUAUACAGUACACAGAGACCUGGGAAAGAUACGUUCAAGCCCUCAAUAACUUCCUCACUCCUUAUACCGACUCAAUCCAGGCGCAGAAGAAUAUCGAAUGUAAGCGAGAUCAGUACUUUAUCCAGGAGGACAGUGGAACUUUGAAAAACUAUCCCAAGCGCUCUUGCCAGUUUAACCGCACCAUCCUGGGUAAUUGCUCGGGGAACGAUCUUUCUUAUGGUUAUGACCUUGGCCAGCCCUGCAUCAUCAUCAAGCUCAAUCGUGUUAUUGGUCUUUUACCUGGGAAGGACAGUAGUGCUCCUUUCAUCACAUGUGGUGGUAAGACUGAUGACUCAGAUAAACUUGGUGAACUACAGUACUAUCCUCCCGAUGGCUCUUUCAACCUCAUGUAUUACCCAUACUACGGAAAGAAAUCUCAGGUAAACUAUUCUCAGCCUCUAGUGGCCAUUAAGUUCCUUAACAUUACCAGAAAUGUGGAUGUCAACGUGGAAUGCAGAAUCAAUGCUAACAACAUUCCUGAAGGCACUGAACGAGACAAAUUUGCUGGACGUGUUUCUUUUAAACUGAGGAUCAACUCCAUAAAUUAAAUAGAAGAAAGUGUGUUUCUAUCUUUUACAUAAACACACACACACAUACAUCAGCUACUUCACUAGGGACAGCCAUAAAUAAUCAAUACAGACAUAGCAAAGAAUAACAAAUAAAAACCCAGAGACUGACUGCAUUAGUGAGGUUAUGGAGAGUAAGCAUGGUUGUGUCAUUGUGUGUAUUUAUGUGUGAACAUCAGUGUCUGUAUGUGUGUCUGCAUGUGUGGUUUAAGAUGUUUUUUUAUUAUUUUACGAAACACAAUUUUAUCUGCAUGCUCAGUAAUGAGCUAUUAAUUAUAUAUAUAUUAUUACACUAAGAGAAACGUUGAGUCGAUUUUGUAAAAUGGGCAAAAUUUAGCACCUGAUAAAUGAUACAAUAUUUAUAUCUAGUAUACAUUUGAAUUAAUAUAGGAAAUGGAUGGAGUGAGUCCACAAAAAGAUUUCAUAAAAUUUGAUGUACCAUUGUAGACUGGCAUGACCUGGUAUGUGUGUAUAGUGUCUGUAUAGUGUCUGAAAUCUUUUGUUUGCAUGUGUGCAAUAGAGUUAAAAUCCCUCCCCCAUCUGCUGGCUUUAGAGCUGAAGAGGAUAUUUUAUACCAACACGUAGAUUUGCUGCACGAUAAACAUAAGCGACCAUUCCCCUCCAAAACACACACAUAGCUCUUUUAAUUCAGACAAACAUUUCUGCAUUCCUAUUCAUUUACUUCUAUCAGUUUGUACUAUUAUAUAAUGAAGUGUGUCUAACACAUGUUUCAUUUAUCAUGAGGCGUGUCUCUUUAAGUUUGUUUACUGUAUGUGUAUAAAUAGGUUUCUUUUUUUGCAUGUGCAUUAUAGUUUGUUGCACAUAAUGAUGGUACUUGAUAUCUUGUAUUGAAUGAAGUGACAGUGUGCCUAUAGAUGACAGCAGGCAUCUAUAGGUGAAAAGAUGUGUGUUUGGGGUGUGUGUGAAUUCCUGUAUGUACUUGGAUUUAUUUAUUAGGGGUCAAGCCCCGAAGG